UUUAUUUUAUUCCAUUUAAUAUGUAAAAUAAUUUUUGCUUAUUCCACAAAAAUCUUCGAAUAUCAUGUCAAAUGCUGCAUCUAGUUAAUAGAGUGUAAUACUGGAGAUUAGAAUAAGUACCAAUUUAGAAGUCGUUAGAUAAAAAAUGAAUAUUCAUAUUGGAAUUCACGUGUCUAUUAUACUUUUAAAACUAAUGUAUUUGGAUAUAUAUGUAAAAUAAUAAUAUUAUGUUAUAUUAUAAUCAUUAUACAGCUAAUUUUUGUCUAUAUAGUUUGAUCGUUUCCAUAUUCAUGUUCCUUGUAUGUCUUAUCAUGAACUAAUCUUAAAUAUUACAUAUGCAAUUGUGUAUUUAUAUAUUCAUAGAUUUAUAUUAUUCAUACGACAGAAUAUCGCGACUUUAAGCGUUUUAGUCCUUCAUGGCCAGUUCUAAAAGAUUCCAGCCAAGGUACAGAAUGCUAAAAAGAACCAUAAAGAGGCACAAAGGAGGAAAAAAGGAUGUGCAGAGUUGAUUUCUGUUCUGGUUAACGAUAGCUUCGUUUCUUUCUCUCUCUCUAAGGAUUGCGUGGCUUAUAACAAUCGAGUUCUAUCUUGUUUGUCGAUUGUUUUGAAUUUGGGCGAUCAACAUGUUAAUUCAAUCGUUGAAGUCAAUCGAUUGCGACAAAAGAAACAACAGUCGAAUGGCAUUCAAUGGGCGACCAAUCGCGCCAUCUAUGUAGCGAAGAGAAUCAUCUAGAACUCUAGAAGAUGGCGAACACUUUUUUUUGCGCAUGACGAACAAUAGAGUCAUUCACAAAAAAAUUAAAAAUUAUGUAUGUUUUUUUUUUAUUAAGUGUAAGUAAUAUCAAUGUCGAUUACACUUUAAAAAGUAAUAUUUCAUACGUAUUUAUCAAUCAGUAAUUAAUUAAAAGUCAUUAAAAAUUCGAAAAAUGUCACGUGCCUUCAAACGUGAUAUGAUUGGUCGAAGAUAAUGUGACGUCACGAUAUAUGACAUAAGUCACAUUGUUUUAGGUGGCUGCAUGCAAACACGUUAUGUAACUAAUUAUUUUUAUUACAUACAUUGUUUCUUUAAUUGGCAUUUCGAUGAAGCGAUCUGAGGGCUUCGUGCAAGCAAAAUCGGACAAUUUACCAAAAAUGACAGUGGUAAUGUUGUCCGAUUUUUUUACUCAAAGUGAGUGUUUCAACAUCGCAGAGACUACAGGUGUUAAAGCUGAAAGAUCUAAACGUGAAGAAUAUGGAGAUAAUGCCAUUGGAUAUGUUGAGCUGAAACGAGAAGGCUCAAUAUGCACUGUUCGAGGAAAAAUAUGUCCAGAGCAUAAAAUUCGAAGUAAACCUUAUACAGUUUUUCUUAAGAUAGAUGAAGAGACUGAAGAAAUUAAAGAAGCUGUUUGUCAUGAUUGUGCCGCUUCUGCGGGUGGUUGUAAGCAUGCUAUUGCUUUUAUGAUGUGGGUUCAUAGGAGAAGUGAAGAACCAGAACCAACAGCAACAAUAUGCUAUUGGAAAAAAUCUAGAUUAGCUCAAGUAGGAAUUAAUAUAAAGUGUAUUACAACAACAAAAAUGAAAAAGCCACAAAUGAAAUAUAAUUUUGAAAACGCUGAUAAUUUUUUUGAUAAAAUCUUGCAUGAAAUGCAGAUUUUGCAGUUCACUAGUCAGAUAUCUAGACAUUUAAUUUCUUUAGAAAUAUGUAAUAAUUUAUCACUGCAUCAGUUAUUAAUACAAUUUGCUAAAACUCAAGGAACAAGUGCAGAUGACUUUUUGGCCUUUUCUAAACAAUUAAUGUCUAUCAAACAGUGUAUUGAAGUAGCUCAAGAAACAAAAUUACAAUCUAAAUCUAAACUAUGGAUGGAAAUGAGAUACGGUCGUAUUACAGCAUCCAGAAUUUAUGAAGUUGCUCAUUGUAAAACUGAACGAGGCACAUUAGUUGAACAAAUAAUUGGAGCAGCUAAAAUUAUAGAGACUGAAGCAAUGAAAAGAGGAAAAGAUUUAGAGAAAAAGGUGCCUCUCCUGAUGGCAUUGGUCCUGAUUUUGUCGUAGAAAUAAAAUGUCCUACAACAUCAAAAGCCGAAUUGAAAUAUAUUACAGCAGAACAGAAAAUAUGUAAUAGAUAUUUGGCUCAAAUACAACUUCAAAUGUUUAUGUCCAAAAUGAAGAAAGGAUAUUUUUGUAUGGCUAGACAUAAU
Molecule: messenger RNA, 2177 nt
Organism: Monomorium pharaonis (pharaoh ant)
Lineage: Eukaryota; Metazoa; Arthropoda; Insecta; Hymenoptera; Formicidae
Exons: 4
Coding region: 1081-2031 (316 amino acids)
Source: RefSeq, a predicted model, not a curated record